Messenger RNA from Myotis brandtii (Brandt's bat), 2331 nucleotides. It is a transcript of the gene IRF4, whose product is annotated as interferon regulatory factor 4. The transcript has 9 exons. Gene Ontology annotation, cellular component: nucleus. NCBI's taxonomy places the organism in Eukaryota, Metazoa, Chordata, Mammalia, Chiroptera, Vespertilionidae. Bases 100 to 1458 code for a protein of 452 amino acids. The record is from RefSeq and is a predicted model, not a curated record. Gene Ontology annotation, molecular function: protein binding; DNA-binding transcription factor activity, RNA polymerase II-specific; RNA polymerase II cis-regulatory region sequence-specific DNA binding. Gene Ontology annotation, biological process: immune system process; regulation of transcription by RNA polymerase II.
CUUGGAACCCACAGCUGCCCUCGGCUCCGAGUCCAGGGCAAGCGCGGACAGUGCAGGAGGCAGAUCCUGGGCGAGAGCAGGACCGUCGGCGCGCUGGGCAUGAACCUGGAGGGCGGUGGCAGCCGAGGCGGAGAGUUCGGCAUGAGCUCUGUGAGCUGUGGCAACGGGAAACUCCGCCAGUGGCUGAUCGACCAGAUCGACAGCGGCAAGUACCCGGGGCUGGUGUGGGAGAACGAGGAGAAGAGCAUCUUCCGCAUCCCCUGGAAGCACGCGGGCAAGCAGGACUACAACCGCGAGGAGGACGCCGCCCUCUUCAAGGCUUGGGCGCUAUUUAAAGGAAAAUUCCGAGAAGGCAUUGACAAGCCAGACCCUCCCACAUGGAAGACACGUUUACGGUGUGCUUUGAACAAGAGCAAUGACUUCGAGGAACUGGUUGAGAGGAGUCAGCUGGACAUCUCAGACCCCUACAAAGUAUACAGGAUUGUUCCUGAGGGAGCCAAAAAAGGAGCAAAGCAGCUCACCCUAGAGGACCCACAGAUGACCAUGAGCCACCCCUAUACCAUGCCGACUCCUUACACCUCACUCCCAGCGCAGCAGGUCCAUAACUACAUGAUGCCACCUCACGACCGAAGCUGGAGGGAGUACGUCCCUGACCAGCCCCACCCUGACAUCCCUUAUCAAUGUCCUGUGACCUUUGGACCUCGAAGCCACCACUGGCAAGGCCCAGCUUGUGAAAAUGGUUGCCAGGUGACAGGAACCUUUUAUGCUUGUGCCCCGCCUGAGUCCCAGGCCCCUGGAAUCCCCAUUGAGCCAAGCAUAAGGUCUGCCGAAGCCUUGGCCCUCUCAGACUGCCGACUCCACAUCUGCUUGUAUUACCGGGAAGUCCUGGUGAAAGAGUUGACCACGGCCAGCCCCGAAGGCUGUCGGAUCUCCCACGGGCACACCUAUGAUGCCAGUAACCUGGACCAAGUCCUCUUCCCCUACCCAGAGGACAAUGGUCAGAGGAAAAACAUCGAGAAACUGCUGAGUCACUUGGAAAGAGGUGUGGUCCUCUGGAUGGCCCCUGAUGGGCUCUAUGCCAAAAGACUGUGCCAGAGCAGAAUCUACUGGGACGGGCCCUUGGCAUUGUGCAGUGACCGGCCCAACAAACUGGAGAGAGAUCAGACCUGCAAGCUGUUUGACACACAGCAGUUCUUAUCAGAACUGCAAGCAUUUGCUCAUCAUGGCCGUCCGCUGCCAAGAUUCCAGGUAACUCUGUGCUUUGGGGAAGAGUUUCCGGAUCCCCAAAGACAAAGGAAGCUCAUUACUGCUCACGUUGAACCUCUACUGGCCAGACAGCUCUAUUAUUUCGCUCAGCAAAACAGUGGACACUUCCUAAGGGGCUAUGAUUUACCUGAACACAUGAGCAGUCCAGAGGAUUAUCACAGAUCCAUUCGCCACUCCUCCAUUCAAGAAUGAGAAACGUCCAGUGAUUCUGCUUCAUUAUAAAUAUCUGACUUUGACCGCACAGCUGAUUGAACCCCCUCGUUUUGUUUUGUUUUUGUUUUUUGAAGACACUUGAGAAGAAUCUCAGCAGGAAUAUGUGUAGAAAAUCAGCUCCAUCUGAUUGACAGUCAAGCUUAUUCCAAAAUAACGGAUGGUUGUCUUGAGGGUCUCCCGUAGAUUGCCAACAUUGGUGAUAACUGUGAAAUUAACCAAAGGGUGUGUUUACAUUCACUGAAAUGCUAUAUUUUAUUUGAUGGGGAUUAUUUCUUGAAGACUGAGAAAACUUGUGUUUCAGUGUUGACCACUAAUAGAGUGAUGAAAGCACUUAAGUGUUGUAUUAUUUCUCAGGGAAGUAAAAUCUAAAUUUGAGGCUACUCUGCUCACAAAAGAAACAAACUAAUACAUGUAGGAGAUAUUCCUGCUGUAGAAAAUGCUUGCUUAUAGAAAGAAAGGAGUCUUUGACUGAGGUUGGGCCACAGUGCCUCCAGCUUUUGGGUGGCCCAUCUCCCCAAUUGGCCUGGGUCUCACCCCAGGUAGCCCCGAUGCCCUGCCAUUCUUUCUGCCCUGUUUGCUUCCCUCUCAGGUGCCCCUGGAAGCCAGUUGGUAGACUCGGUUACUAUCUUCUUGAGCCAAAAAGCAUUAGGACUACCCUGAGUAGUACUUUUUUUUAUCCUUAUAAAACUGCUACAUAACAUUAUAUAUGUUUUAGGUGUACAGCAUUGUAAUUUGACAUCUGUAUGCACUACAAAGUGAGUGAUCACCCCGAAAAGUUUAGUUAUCAUGUUUCACCACACAAUUGAAACCCUUCAUCCAAUUCAAGCCCCCCCAACACCUUUCCUCUCUGGU